GUCUGUUCAAUCACACGCAGAUAGCGGCAGGUUGUGCGGCCCUCAGCAGUCUCCUCCACCAGCCGUCCGCCAUCGACGUCGUUCGUCUUCACAGCGAUGACGAACACGCGCAACGCAGCGAAGGGGAAAAAGGGGAGGGAGUCGAAUCAGGGCGAAACUGCUACCGCCGUAAAGCGGGGGAGACAUCAGGCGAAGAAGGGGAAGGCAUUAGGCGGCGGCGCCCUGGUAAUUGGCAGGGCCGCGCGGGAAGAGUGGAUCACGGAGGGCAGCAACGACGAGGACGACGAUUUCGAAUCGGAGGCGGACACGUAUCAUGGCGUCAAAGGGAGCUCGCGUGAACAAACCGCCACGCGAAUGAUCAGCGGAGAUGAAGGGGGGGAAGGCGGCAUCGAAGACGUCCCCGCGGCGCAUGACAUUGGCAGACAACAGCCGUUGCGGGCGUCGUCGACCCAGGCGAUGCCAGCAGCGGGACGGGCGAGAAGGGAGGAGGGGGCGGCGGUGACUGCAGCAAGCAGGCCCCAUCCCCCCGCGCGCAGCGGGGCGAAGGAUGUCGCGGCGCCGGGUGCCAUUGCGGGCACGUCGACGGGGGGAGCGGGAGGAGGCGGGGGCGACGGGCGUAAUGGUGAUGAUGACGACGAUCCGCUCAUCAACAGGCAGAGGCGAACGAGAGGCGUGGCGGCUCUGGAGACGAAAGCACGGCUGUGGGUCGACGAUCAUCGUUUCUGGAACGAGACGGAGGGGCAUGGGCUGGUGAAGAUGAUACAGGAAACUCGCCUGCACCUCCUGGCCAUCGCGAAGGGUGCUGACGACGACGACGACGAUGACGACGAUAAUGAAGAUGGUGAUGACGAUGAAGACGGCGACGAUGAUGAUGAUGAUGAUGAUGAUGAUGAUGAUGAUGAUGAUGAUGAUGAUGAUGAUAACGACGACAAAAACGACGACGACGAUGAUGACGACGACGACGAUGAUGAGGAUGAGGAUGAUGACGAGGAUGAUGAUGAUGAUGACGACAAUGAUGAUGAUGAUGAUGUUGAUGAUGGCGACGAUGAUGAUGAUGCCGAUGAUGAUGAUGCCGAUGAUGAUGAUGAUGGUGAUGAUGAUGAUGAUGAAGAUGAUGAUGCCGAUGAUGAUGAUGACGAUGAUGAUGAUGGUGCAGACGGCCGUGUUCGAUGGUCGUCUACUGUGAGGACUGGUGCUCAUACACGUCGUCGCCAGAUCCCGCGGGCUUUCAGCAACCCAGUGCAGUGUAGAUUUUUUUAGUGGACCACCGUUUUUGGCACGCCGCUGGUGCGGCGUCGAAAAUCUUUUUGAUGUUUAUAUAUAGUGUCGUGUGCUUUAUAAUUUGGAAACGUGCUAUUCUACUUUCCUUCUCUUCAGCCCAGUUCGACUCUUCCUUUCUUUUGUGUUGGCAUGCUUCCCGAACGCAAACCGAUCGAUCCUUCCCUUCCUUUGUAUAUUGUUUAUUUUAUUUCUAUUUGUUUUUUGUUUGUUUUAUUUGGAGCUUUUUUUUUUUUUUUUUUUUUAUGCUUCACUUGUUUUCGGAAUUGUUUGUGAACAUAAAUCUGCGAUGACCAUUGAUCAUUGCCAUUUGCAUAUCGUUGUAUUUUAUCACAACACGCACUCAUACACCAAACACUGGCAACCCUACGAUGAAGAGGCAGACGAAUGAAGGCAGACACAAAAC
Molecule: messenger RNA, 1684 nt
Organism: Chara braunii
Lineage: Eukaryota; Viridiplantae; Streptophyta; Charophyceae; Charales; Characeae
Source: the annotation of a GenBank genome assembly